Talaromyces stipitatus ATCC 10500 is the source of this 2829-nucleotide messenger RNA. RefSeq names its product AP-1 adaptor complex subunit mu, putative. Lineage: Eukaryota; Fungi; Ascomycota; Eurotiomycetes; Eurotiales; Trichocomaceae. The record is from RefSeq and is a predicted model, not a curated record. The coding region runs from base 1 to 2829 and encodes 942 amino acids. The transcript has 7 exons. Gene Ontology annotation, cellular component: clathrin-coated vesicle; clathrin adaptor complex. Gene Ontology annotation, molecular function: clathrin-cargo adaptor activity. Gene Ontology annotation, biological process: vesicle-mediated transport; molybdopterin cofactor biosynthetic process; intracellular protein transport.
AUGGCGUCGGCUGUUUUCUUUCUGGACUUGAAGGGCAAGGCUCUUCUUGCCCGCAACUACCGCGGUGACAUCCCCAUGUCCGCUGUCGAGAAAUUUCCUAUCCUCCUAAAUGAAGCCGAAGAAGAAAGCUCAGCCGUGCCUCCUUGCUUCUCACACGAGGGCAUCAACUACCUGUACAUUCGCCAUAAUAACCUCUACCUUCUAGCGUUAACGAAACGAAAUACCAAUGCUACGGAAAUCCUCCUUUUCCUUCACAAGAUCGUCGAGGUUUUUACCGAAUAUUUCAAAGAGUUGGAGGAAGAGUCUAUCCGGGAUAAUUUUGUUGUUAUCUAUGAAUUGCUGGAUGAGAUGAUGGAUUUUGGUUACCCACAGACUACAGAAAGCAAGAUCUUACAAGAGUAUAUCACGCAAGAGUCGCACAAGCUGGAGGUUCAAGCACGACCACCCAUUGCCGUUACAAAUGCCGUUUCGUGGAGAAGCGAAGGGAUCCGCUACCGGAAGAACGAAGUCUUCCUGGACGUUAUCGAGUCUCUCAACCUCUUAGUCUCGGCCAACGGCAACGUUCUGCGCUCGGAAAUCCUAGGAGCUAUCAAAAUGAAAUGCUACCUCAGCGGAAUGCCUGAAUUGCGACUGGGACUAAACGAUAAGGCCAUGUUUGAAACGACAGGACGAGCAACUAGAGGUAAAGCAGUGGAGAUGGAAGACGUCAAGUUCCACCAAUGUGUUCGUCUGUCGCGAUUCGAGAAUGAUCGCACAAUCAGCUUUAUUCCGCCGGACGGAGAGUUUGAGUUGAUGAGUUAUCGUCUUAAUACGCAGGUGAAGCCUUUGAUUUGGGUUGAGUGUGUAGUAGAGUCUCAUUCUGGUUCGAGAAUUGAAUACAUGCUCAAGGCAAAAGCUCAGUUCAAACGCCGUAGUACAGCCAACAAUGUCGAAAUCCUAGUUCCAGUCCCUGAGGAUGCAGAUUCACCUCGUUUCCGCACCAACAUAGGCUCGGUCCACUACGCACCUGAGAAGUCUGCUAUCAUCUGGAAAAUCAAACAGUUUGGCGGCGGCAAAGAAUUCCUCAUGCGCGCUGAACUCGGUCUUCCUUCAGUCAAGGGCGAUGAUGAGCACGGCGGAGGUAUGACCGGUGGAUUUGGUGGCAGUAUGGGAGGAGCAGGUCAGACCGGGAAGGGAAAGCGGCCUAUAAAUGUCAAAUUCGAGAUACCGUACUUCACAACGAGUGGUAUACAAGUGCGGUAUUUGAAAAUCAUUGAGCCAAAGUUACAAUACCCAUCCCUACCCUGGGUACGAUACAUUACACAAUCAGGCGACAUUGCAGUCCGUCUGCCAGAUGAAGGUGGCUUUGACCUUGAUUCAAGCUCCACGAUCAACAUGCUAUUUCUACAACCUUCACCCUUUGACAGUCUAUCAGCAUGGGAUAAAGUAGAAAUGGCACUCACCUACCAUGAAGCCCUCCAAAUACUCCAGAAGGAGGCAACAGACCACCGCAACACCUUCCAUGCAGCACCCGAGACAGUCCCACUGGCCCAUGCCGCCAAUCGCAUAACAUCAAAACAAUAUUGUUCUUUGCGCAACACGCCUCAAUGGGACACGUCGGCGAUGGACGGCUAUGCCGUCAACGCGCAAGUGACGCAGACGGCCUCAGAAGAUACGCCGGUGAUAUGUCAAGUCAAAGAUACCAUAGCCACUGGAGCAAAAGAAGUAAUCAUCAAAGCAGCUGAAGCUAAUCAAAAGAAAAUACCAAUAUGUGUGGAAAUCAUGACAGGAGCCCGUUUCCCGAGUGCAGACUUUACUCAUCCUCUCGACAGCCUAGACUGCUGCGUCAGGGUCGAAGACACAAAACCAAUCUCAUCCGACCUGAACGGCGCAGAAUCCAGUCAGCGACUAAUCCAAAUCCUCAAACCUGCGCGACCAAACCAAAACAAGCGUUUGGCAGGCGAAGAUUUCCGGAUCGGUGAUGUGAUUGUUGAUCGACAUCUGGUUAUUCGACCAAAUCAUGUCAUGGCACUUGCGUCUGUUAGUUAUGACUCUGUGGAGGUACUUCGACGGGCUCGAAUUGCGCUCUUCUCCACUGGCGCGGAGAUAGUUACUCCCAGUAUUGCUGAUGACACUUCAGCGCGGCAGCAGGUGUCGGAUGUAAAUGGUCCUUAUAUCAUGAGCGUGUUGCAGAAUGCGUUUUCCUGCGAAGUUGACUUUCUCGGGAUUCUGGAGGAUAAUGCCAGAAUUGCAGCGGGUACGAUAUCAGAUCGAAUUCAGGGGAAACAUUACGAUACGGUGAUUACGACAGGAGCCGUGUCUAUGGGCAGAUUUGAUUUUGUUCCGAAAGCGCUAGAAAUGCUUGAUGCAAGAGUUGUAUUCCACAAAGUAGCUAUGAAACCAGGUCAUCCAGCACUUUUUGGCAAGAUUCCAUCUAUGACCGGGGAGCAUGACUCCACUAUUCCGUUUUUUGGGCUACCAGGCAAUCCAGUAGCUGCUGCUGCGUGUUUGAGGUUUCUUCUGUUCCCGUACCUGAAAUGUGUGUUGUAUCAGGGGCUGGAGAAGCCUGUGCAAGCUGUCAUCACAUCCGUCGGUCUGAACGACCAGCGAAAGGCAUCCAAAAUACAUGAUCUUGAAAGAAAUGUGAUUCCAAACUUCCCACCGGACCGGGACGUCUUUCGUGCUGGUAUUGUCACGCAUCAAUCUCGACACAGUCUCCAAGUACAAAUGAUCCAAGACCACAGUCCAGGAAAAAUCAGUCCGUUUCUAGCUGCUGAUUGCUGGAUACAUAUCCCCCGAGAAAAGACAACCUUGCACGACGGCGAUCUUGUAGAUAUCUUCCUCAUUUGA